AUGAGGGAAGCGCCGUUCUACCUGGGCGAGCUAGAAACGGGCGAGUGCAUCUCGCGAGCCGUCAAGACGCGCUGCCUCAACAAGCUUGAGACGCAGUACCACCUGGACGACGUGGCCGUCCGCUGCCAGCUCAACUUCCUGCCGGAGGUGCGCGUGCGGCCGCCGGCGCUGCCACCUAGCGGCGGCCCGGCGAAUCUGCUGACGUGUCGGCCGCUGCCCGGAUUCGGGCUGUGUCCGCGCCUGCGCCCCCUGGCGGAGACCAGUACACUGCUCUGCGACCCGAGCAGUGACAACCACCACCGCUGUGACACGACCCACUUCGUGGAGACCAGGUGCCGCCUCUUCGAGACGUGCGACCAGGCCGUGCUGCUGUCUGGCGGCUGGAACCGGCUGCACAGCGACCAGCGCAGCAGGAUCAACAUGCUGCACAUGUACCGCAUGCUGCACCACACCGGCUUCCACAAGCACAACAUCAAGGUGUUCUUCGCCAACGGCCACGACAACCCGGAUGGCAGCGAUGAAGCCUACCCGCGCACCUAUCUGCACGCGUCGGCGAUGAAGCUGGGUCUGCGCUACCACCUGCGGAAGAUGUGCGCCGAGCCGCACUGCGUCGACUCGCUGGUGGUGUACCUGAACUCGCCGGCGGCCAACGACGGGUCGGCGCUGCUCUGGGACGCUGACGGUGACGGCAUCGCGUCGCACCACGAGCGGUACCGUGUCUCGGAGCUGCUCUCGGACCUGGAGUCGUGCGCCGCGCGCCAGGUGCUCCUGCUCGUCGACCAGAGCUUCUCUGGCCGCGUGGUGCGCGCCAUAGCCAACUCGCCCAACCACGCCAACGUGCAGGUGGCGAGCGCCGGCAGCGCCGACGAGUACAGCUGGGGCGGCGAGUUCACGCGCGUGUGGAGCGCCACCAACCACUCGCGCGCCUGCACCUCACAUAUCAGCAAGUCGCUGCGGUCAGCCGUAUUCCGCUCGCACCCGGAGAGCGCCUCCGGCCCGGAGGUGCCGCCGGCGCUGACGCUGUUCGGCGCGCCCUGCGACAUCACGCCGGCGCUGACGGCCGCCGAGCUCAACAAGAGCUACCGCGGCUGCCAGAACCUGCCCAUUACCGUGUGGUUCCGUGGGCGCGUCGGCCGGCCGGCGGCCGCCUCGCUCGAGCAGCUGGUUCAGGAGGCGGCCACCAGACGCAGCCGACCACCGGAGCACCCGUACGUCCGUAUCUAA
Pollicipes pollicipes is the source of this 1224-nucleotide messenger RNA. RefSeq lists its product as uncharacterized. The record is from RefSeq and is a predicted model, not a curated record. The coding region runs from base 1 to 1224 and encodes 407 amino acids. NCBI's taxonomy places the organism in Eukaryota, Metazoa, Arthropoda, Thecostraca, Pollicipedomorpha, Pollicipedidae. The transcript is spliced from 7 exons.